Molecule: messenger RNA, 1093 nt
Organism: Zalophus californianus (California sea lion)
Lineage: Eukaryota; Metazoa; Chordata; Mammalia; Carnivora; Otariidae
Product: ras-related protein Rab-28-like
Exons: 1
Coding region: 1-663 (220 amino acids)
Cellular component (GO): Golgi apparatus; endosome
Molecular function (GO): GTP binding; GTPase activity
Source: RefSeq, a predicted model, not a curated record
AUGUCGGACUCUGAGGAGGAGAGCCAGGACCGGCAACUGAAAAUCGUCGUGCUGGGGGACGGCACCUCCAGGAAGACCUUUUUAGCUACAUGUUUUGCUCAAGAAACUUUUGGGAAACAGUACAAACAAACUAUAGGGCUGGAUUUCUUUUUGAGAAGGAUGACGUUGCCAGGAAACCUGAAUGUUACUCUUCAAGUUUGGGAUAUAGGAGGACAGACAAUAGGAGGCAAGACGUUGGAUAAAUAUAUCUGUGGAGCACAGGGAAUCCUCUUGGUAUAUGAUAUUACAAAUUAUCAAAGCUUUGAGAAUUUAGAAGACUGGUAUUCUGUGGUGAAGAAAGUGAGCGAGGAGUCAGAAACUCAGCCAUUGGUUGCCUUGGUGGGCAAUAAAAUUGAUUUGGAGCACAUGCGAACAGUAAAACCUGAAAAACACUUAAGGUUUUGCCAGGAGAAUGGUUUUAGUAGCCACUUUGUCUCAGCAAAGACAGGAGACUCUGUCUUCCUGUGUUUCCAGAAAGUUGCUGCUGAAAUCCUUGGAAUCAAAUUAAACAAAGCAGAAAUAGAACAGUCACAGCAUAUUGUCAGGGCAGAAAUAGUGAAGUACCCGGAAGAAGAUAAUCGACAUACCAACUCUGCUCAGAGUAGAGUCUGUUCAGUACAGUAGCGCAGAGGGUGGUGAAGGCAGAUAUUGUAAACUACAACCAGGAACCUCUGUCAAGAACUGUUAACCCUCCUAGGAGCUCUAUGUGUGCAGUUCGGUGAGCGAACUUUACCUUUGUACCAGUGGUCCUGGCGGCCCUUCACCCCGUGUGGCCUGGGCCUCUAGGAGCUCUGUUAUCAGUGGCCAUCUCUAUAGUGUUCAGUUAGCACCUUCCUCCCAGCUCCCUCGGCUCCUCGGCCUGGACGGGAUUCAACUUCGGGACGACACACUUGGAAUCCAUUAGACUGCUUCACUGAAAAAGAAUAAUGUUGGUUCUCUUUACGUUCUCCUUUUUUCUCCGAUGUAAACUUUUUUAGACAGAUAUGAAAACUAUACAGGUCUUGAUCAGCAGCCAGGAUUUUGGCCCAGCACCGUUUCAUUCUCUUAUCUGAAC